UAUUUUUUUUACCGAAAAUUCACUUUUUACAUGUGGUCGGCGUCGGGAAAUCGCGGCGGGUGAGAGGGGUUCGGGGUCGCGAAAAUGCAUUUUCCGGGUGCAAAGCGCAGGCGGUAGACCGGCGGGGAGGGUGCAAGAUGAUGGACAUCGUAUUGAUUUCUAUCUGCCCGCUCCUCCCUUAUUGUGGCGAUGCAGGGCGCGCCAUCGAUCGUUGCAUCGGCCCCUAAUUUAACACCCCCGAUCGCGGCGGUCACGAUAGCCUGGGGACGAUUUUUGCGCUGGAGUGCGUGUGUUGUGUUAAUUGAGUUCUCAUUUUCACGUGGACGAGUGCAUGCCUUUCAGGAAACACUCAAGACAAACAAACCUGAAAAGGCCAUCGAGCUAAUUUAUAUAGACAGUACAAGUGAAUCGCUAAAGUGGCUGCGUUAGGGGCGCUCGUGGAAUGCGCAGGAGCAGAGGUGUUUAGCGCGCGCGCUCGCACCGACUCCGCCGUGCCGCCCUCAGAACACCCGGCCAUGGCCACCGAGACCGCCCGGUUGCACGCAGGCGGCGCGAGCGGCGGCGAGCAGCAGUACUCGCUGCGGUGGAACGACUUCCACUCGGCCAUGGUCUCCUCCUUCAGAAGACUCCGGGAUGAGGAGGACUUCGUGGACGUCACGCUCGCCUGUGCCGGCGCUACAUUUACUGCACAUAAGGUGGUGCUGUCAGCGUGCAGUCCCUACUUCCGGAGGCUGCUGAAGGCCAACCCCUGUCAGCAUCCCAUCGUCAUACUAAGAGAUGUUCACGACAAAGACAUGGAGAGUCUACUGAGGUUUAUGUACCAAGGAGAAGUCCACAUCGGUCAGGAGCAGCUCCAAGAGUUCCUGCGAGCGGCGCAGCUGCUGCAGGUGCGGGGGCUGACGGAUGUACCGCCUCCGGCACCCAUGGCCACCAUCGACCAGAAGGAGUCUCCUCAGUCAGUAUCAUCGUGGACGGAGACGGGCAGUGGCGGGUCUAGGGAGGGGCGGGAGUCACAGCAGAGAGAGGGGCGCAGGGCGAGGCGCCCCGAAGAGGGCUCGUCGAAUACGCCGCCGCCGAAACGCGCGCGGUCCUCCGACCUCUACCAGGCACAAAUGAAAACCAGGUUUAGGACGGAACAGUUGUUAGCAGUACAAGGAACGAGUCCCGAACGACUUGGCACAAAUGGACACGAGCUAGCCUUAUUGAGUCACGCACUAGAAAAAGCACAAAACCCAAACCUAUCUGGAGUUUCCAACAACAUGACUGGUGACAUGGAGGACUCGUCGUCUGACGCUGGCGCCAGCGACACAGAAGGAGAGAACAGAGCGAAGCAGGAGCCCAUAGACUACGACGACCCCGCCUCCCUCGUCAACACCAACGGCGCCCUACCGCACAACUUCCCCGGACUACUCAACCUACCGGGAUUCCCCGGCCUCCCGGGACCGUCGGGCAUACCAGAUAACUUCGGCUGUCGAAGGACCCAGGAUUUGUUGCGAGUGCGAGCUACCGACCCCCGGCCGUGCCCCAAGUGUGGCAAGAUAUACCGAUCGGCCCACACGCUCAGAACGCAUCUGGAGGACAAACACACAGUCUGCCCGGGUUACAGAUGCGUCCUCUGCGGCACAGUAGCCAAGUCGCGGAACUCCCUACACUCCCACAUGUCGCGCCAACACCGAGGCAUCUCGACCAAAGACCUGCCCGUUCUUCAGAUGCCGAUUCGAUUCGAUCCCGAACUCGCCAGCCAGCUCCUAGCUAAAGCCGGUGUAAAGGUGUCUCCGGAGCAGCUGCGCGCCCGAGCGUCACCGACCGGCGCCCGGCGGUGCGAUAUCAAGCUGGACGCCAAAUCCGCCGCCUCCGAGACCAGCUCCAUGUGCGGCGACAACGACCACGACGACCUUAGCCAGUCCAAGUACCAGGACAUGCCCGUCUCCCCACCACAUAUAAACAACCUAACCAACACAACUAUCACUAAAGUGCCAGCAGUUCGUGCCGUCAGCGCCAAAGCGGUGGAGAACCUGCCACACGGCAUCGGCCGGAUGAAGCCCGAGGACUACCCGCCCGGCUUCGGGGGAGGAUCCGCCAUCUUAGAUACAUAUCUGCAAUAUAUUGGAGAAAAUGUGUUCGGAAUGAAGGCUGCCAAGUACGCGGAAAUGAACGCUAUGCACAUGGAAAGGAAAACCUACGACGAGCCGUCGCCCCAGAUGGGCUCGCUGCCGCCCCCGCCGACCACGCUCGCCCACCAGCGGUUCCUGAAACAGAUGCAACGGCAGUACAACGAGAAGCCCGACAUCAUGCGCGACUCCGACGAGCCGCUCGACCUGGGCAAGGAGAAGCAGAGGAACGACGGCACGAGCGAGGGCGACCCCGACAAGCAGGACGUCCCGGACAAGGACGGCAAGGACUACUACGGCAGGAGCUACGAGAACGACAGGAGGAUGACGGGCUCGGAGCAGGACAACGAGCACAGCGGCCCCGACGACGGCGACUACUCCGACGAGGAGCACAAGAACUCGUCAUGAAAUGCCGGCCCGCCCACGUCGGACGCAAACUGUUAGGAUGUUUUGUUGAUGGUUUUUCAAACGGUGCUCGAGUAUGUUACGUCAUUAGCUGAAUCAUUUAAGCGGUAUUAUAAUUGUUGACCCGUGAAAUGUCGUCGGUGCCAUUAACGAUUAAUGUAAAUUAUUAGUAAUCUUGCGACUGGUCGGUCGCCGUAGGGUCUCCCCGGGCCGUAGUGUCGCCCGCCCGCGCCCGUCGCGCCCGUCACCCGCCUCACCCGGUCGCGCCGUCGACUCGCCACUUGUGAGAUUGUGUUAGUAGUUAAUUACUUAGUGAGUAGUAAAUUUAUACGCGUAUGUAAGGUCCCUGUCACAAAUUAGGGCCUCUUACAUAGUAAUUCCAUCCAACUACCUCAACAUUCGGGCCAAUAAGGCGACGUUAUGAAUAAAAAUAUCCACACAAAUUGUGAAAUUCCAUCCAUCUACCUCACUUCAAUAGAUUUUAUUUAAUAUUUUAUACAAUUUAUAGUUAUAAUAACUGUUGUUUUAUGCAUUUUGAAGAUUGCAUUUAUGUAUAUGUAUACUAUAUGAAGUAUAUCGUAGGUAAAAUAUAAUGCGAGUCAUUAGAUGGUUGUUAGAUGUUGCCCGUAGGAAAUUUGACCGUUUUAUUUUUAUAGCGACACGCACUCACUAGAGAAACAUUAGACUGUCACGACUAGCGAGUAAUGUUAAACCGAAUCACGUUAAAAUGUUUAAAAAAUCAAUAAAAAAUCUCUUUGUAUACGAACAAAUAUAACAGAGCUUAAAGUUUAUACUAGUAGUAACGAAUAUAUUCGACAUCGCGAUACGAUAACGAUACUAUCAUUUAUAUAAUACAAAGUUAAAGAAUUUAAAAUUUCUAACAUCUACUGCCUUGAGACUGAAUAUAGCUGUCAAGGGUGACUAUUUUCUCGAGUUCGAAAAUGUUGCGCGCGAUUUAUAUCUAUUUAGCGCUUGUAUAUAAACGAUGAGGUGAUAUAUGAAGUACAUAAUAAAACAAAAGCAAUAAAUAAAGUAUACCUUGAUGUUGCCUUCGAUUUGUGUACAUAGUAUGUGGGUAGCUACGAAUCGCGUUUUGUUCGCGGAGGCCCUCAACACGGAGGUCUCCUAGUAAUGAUGUGGGCUCGUUACUUGAAAAACAUUACUGUGAUUACAAUCUCAUUAUUAGCCUUCGAUAAUUAUACAUAUUUUUUAGAGUACAAUGUUAUAGUUAUUUAGUGUACGAUAAGGUUACUCUUAAGCGGAUCACAAAAAUAUUUACUUCCUGAGAAUUAGACGUCACGAUAUUUAAGAUGAUAGAGCAAUAGAAGCAUUUAACCUUUUAUAUGAAAAGAAGAUAAAUGUAUCGCUAAAGAAUUCGUCGGUUUCGGAGUUCGCUCGGGUUGUUCCACUUUUGGUGAACGUAUUGUUGUCAUUGGACGUCGGGUCUGUAUUUUGAAAGUGAUGUGUUAUUCUUGAGUAUUUUUAACUAAAGUUCGAACUUCGAAGUUAAACUCUUCUUUUGCGAUACAUUUAUUCGUAAUAAUAAUUAUUAUAACAAAAAAAAAUAUAGUAUUGUAAGUGCUGCCGGUUGUUCGGAUAUAAUUUGGUCUAGCGUGUUAGAGAGAUAGAGACACUAUGAUUUGUGCGAACGGAACCCUGUUGAGAGUUGUAUGAUGUAUCGCCAUAGAGUGUAAUUAUUUUCGACUGUACAUAAGAUAAGUUUCGUUUAGCGGUGUGCUCAUCCCCGAGUUACAGAGACAUUAUUUAGGUACAUACAGAUUAUCGCAGAUUGAAUAGAUUUUAUAGCACGACACGUUACAAUAGACGGUUACCAGAUAUCGAUAAGAAAUUAUAUAUUUUUCAGAUCACAAGUUUGCAAUCACAAUCACGAUUGCGCGCCGCCGAACUCGCAUCGACGCGGCGAUUUUAAAUUAAAAAUGAGGCUAUU
Messenger RNA from Aricia agestis (brown argus), 4464 nucleotides. It is a transcript of the gene ab, whose product is annotated as protein abrupt. Gene Ontology annotation, molecular function: protein binding. Lineage: Eukaryota; Metazoa; Arthropoda; Insecta; Lepidoptera; Lycaenidae. The record is from RefSeq and is a predicted model, not a curated record. The coding region runs from base 516 to 2519 and encodes 667 amino acids. Gene Ontology annotation, biological process: regulation of transcription by RNA polymerase II. The transcript has 14 exons. Gene Ontology annotation, cellular component: nucleus.